AUGUCUGCUCGCAUGCCUCCUCUGCCUCGACGUCUCCCCAUUCAUCUAUGCCCUUACCGCCGCCGCCGCCCCUUCUCGUCUUCCUCUCCUCGCCGCGACGCCGCCUCCCGCGCCGACACGCUCGAAGACCUUAAAGAAAUCGACUCCAUCGCCCUCGCCACCACCAAACGCCUGGUUGAAGCCAUUGGCACUGAGGCCAGCGAGCUGGCCUCCAUGACGGGCCAAAUCAUCUCCCAGGCCCGCUCCGUCCAACUGAAUCCCUCGAUCCCAUCGUACAUGCCCGCUCACUGGGCUCAACACCGCAGGACCUUUCCCCCGAAACUGAACAUCCUGCAGGAACGUGUGGAGAACUUACGACGCAACCUCGAGGACUUGGAAGCCGUUCCUUAUGCGGAAGAGAAGGGCGAGACGCAGAGUCAGAAAGUCCGAGCGCGUUUGAGAGCUGGAACUGAGGCGGAGAGGCGUUUUGACACCCAACAGUUCAAGUUCGAAGAGGAAACUCACGCAAAGAGACUCGACGCCGUGUUUGACACGCUGGAAGCAGAGGUAGAGGCGUGGAGGGGGAGCCAUCAUCCAGGAGAAUUGCCCGAUCAGCCGGCAUUCAAGAGAGUUGCAUGGGGGACUACGAUGGUCGUUGCAAAGCCGCGUAGGGCAGGCAAGAGAAGAACGGGCAUCCGAGAGCAACAAUCGAAAUCUCCCAUCCGCCCUGAACGCGCUGCUCAAAAAAAGCAAGACAAGAGCUCAAGCCCGUCGAAAGUCGACGAGCCCGCGAUGGGAACAGGUCGAGUCGAAUCCAGUCCACAGACGAAAUCUGCAGGAGAGGAAAAGAAAGCUAUACCCCCGAAGAAGAAGGACUUACUCACCAUGCAAGCGAAGCUUGACAAGAGUCUCGAGACGUGAAUGAGCAGUGUGUGGGAGCAUGGUCGGAAGGCCACAAGGAGUGACAGUUCCCCUCGAUGCACGACGCACAACGCACAACGGAACCGGAAGGACUUCACCCCGAGCAGGCCUAUACAGACCAUGGCUUCUAUUGACACGCUCUGCCAUCAAUGAUGGGCAUGGCCAACGCCAACGCCAACGCCAACGCCUUCAUCCCGGCUCUACAAGGUCCGAGACUUGGCAUGAUGCUUCAGGUCCCACCACGUCAUCCACCCCACCACCAUCUCAUACUACAUGUAUGUACAACUGUCACGUCGUCGAGAGAGAGAGAAAACAACAACCACCCCUUUGAACCCCUCUCCACGCCGCUGCCUACAGGUACCUCCUUAACCGCUCCUUAACCGCAGUCACACAACCGCCCACCGCACAUCCGAAAGCAUGACGCUCACAGUACACCACCUGGGCAUUUCCCAAUCUGAGCGCAUCGUCUUUCUCUGCGAAGAGCUUGGUCUGGAAUAUAACCUCGUCAAUUACACCCGGGAUCCACUCACGGCUCCAGAGUCUCUCAAAUCACUUCCCGGGAACUCCACUGGCAAAGCUCCCUUCAUCGUUGACGAUGCCGUGAACCCCCCUCUCGCCCUCUCCGAAUCCGCCGCAAUCUGCCAAUACAUCAUCGAAACCUAUGGCUCUGGCAGACUCACUACGCCAGUCGGUCAACCCGGUUUUGUAGACUACAUCUACUGGUUCAACUACUGCUCCGGUUCUCUACAGCCAGCCUUGAACACAGCAAUGCUCGUUCGCAUGGCCGACCUACCUCCCGAUGACUUUCUCCCGAAACUCUCAGCAAACUCAGUACAAGACGCCCUCUCCCACGUCAAUGACCGAUUAUCCUCCCAUAAAUGGCUUGCCGGGGAGGACUUUACAGCUGCGGAUAUCAUGAUGAUGUUCUCCCUAUCCACGGGACGAUAUUGGUCUGGUACGAGUCUGAAAGGUUAUGAUCAUAUUCUGAGAUGGCUGCGCGAUGUAGCUGCUCGACCGGCAUAUGUGAGAGCGAUGGAGAAGGGAGAUCCCGAGAUGCAGCCGUUGUUGAGCGCCGAUGGACCGGAGAAGACUUUGAUCGAGCUGGGUGGGGUGGGAAAUGGGAUUUGGAAGAAGAAGUAGUAGUACAAGAAGUGGAAGAAGGAGGUGCAUCUGUCUUUUUUCUCUCUGUAUAGCUUCCGUGCUGACACCUGAGCUUGCAAGACUGAUAGAGAUUGAAACAUAGCCGUGCGACUAUGACUACUCUCCUGUCCCCGCCAAACUACUUUUGUUAUGUCGCCGCAAAAGG
Messenger RNA from Sphaerulina musiva SO2202, 2206 nucleotides. RefSeq lists its product as uncharacterized. The transcript has a single exon. The record is from RefSeq and is a predicted model, not a curated record. Bases 1 to 900 code for a protein of 299 amino acids. NCBI's taxonomy places the organism in Eukaryota, Fungi, Ascomycota, Dothideomycetes, Mycosphaerellales, Mycosphaerellaceae.